Messenger RNA from Racocetra persica, 308 nucleotides. The record is from the annotation of a GenBank genome assembly. Lineage: Eukaryota; Fungi; Glomeromycota; Glomeromycetes; Diversisporales; Gigasporaceae.
ACGUUCAAUUGAAAUAUGGUGAUUUUUGUGAAGUUCAAUUUGUGGCUCUUAGUUAUAAAUUUUUAUAUCGUGAUUUACCAAAUCCUGGAAUGUAUGAAUUGGAUAUGGUUAAAUUAUGGGAUGUUAUGAUAAAAGACAAUCGAGAUGUCGAUUUGGCCAAAUGGCUAGAAAAGUUCGCUGUGGAUAUGGCGGUCUCAACAUCAACUGGACUACCUGCUUAUUCAAUGUUUGCUUAUUUUAAUUCGUUGGGAUAUGAAUAUAAUCACGAUCAUAUCCAGCUUCAGAAUGGGAACAAUCUUCGAAAUUGA